AUGUUCACUCGCACCGCGCGACUCGCGACAUCCAGCACCAACAGUGCAUUGACAUCAUACCUGGCCCGCGCCAGCUGCCGACGCUUCUCAUCCACGUCCCCAGCUUCCUAUGAACACAUUCUCACCGAGACCCCGAAACCAGGAGUUGGAUUAAUCACCCUCAAUCGCCCCAAAGCUCUCAACGCUCUGUCCAGUCCUCUCUUUCAGGAAUUAAACGAUGCGUUGAGUAAUUUUGACCAGGAUAAUGACAUCGGCGCCAUUAUUUUGACAGGCAGCGAGAAGGCGUUUGCUGCCGGCGCCGACAUCAAAGAAAUGGCACCCCUAACCUUCUCCUCUGCAUACUCCAACAACUUCAUUGCCCCAUGGUCACAUCUUGCAAACUCAAUCCGCAAACCUGUCAUUGCGGCAGUGUCCGGAUACGCACUCGGCGGUGGAUGCGAACUUGCCCUGAUGUGCGAUAUUAUCUACUGCACAGCCAACGCUACAUUCGGACAGCCGGAAAUCAAACUCGGCGUGAUUCCCGGCGCAGGAGGUUCCCAGCGAUUAACCAGAGCUAUUGGCAAGAGUAGGGCUAUGGAGCUUAUUCUAACAGGCAAGAAUUUCAGCGGCAAAGAAGCUGGUGAGUGGGGUGUUGCGGCUCGUGUUGUUGACGGAGGCAAGGAGGAGCUUCUGGCAGAGACGUUGAAGACUGCGGAGACGAUUGCGGGUUACAGUCGGGUUGCUGUUGUGGCGGCGAAGGAGGUAGUUAAUAAGAGCCAGGAGCUGUCUUUGAGGGAGGGUGUGGAGUAUGAGAGACGUCUGUUCCAUGGCCUGUUUGGCAGCAUGACUGCAUUUGCAGAGAAGAAAAAGCCCGAGUGGUCACACGAGUGA
Molecule: messenger RNA, 870 nt
Organism: Talaromyces atroroseus
Lineage: Eukaryota; Fungi; Ascomycota; Eurotiomycetes; Eurotiales; Trichocomaceae
Product: putative enoyl-CoA hydratase, mitochondrial
Exons: 4
Coding region: 1-870 (289 amino acids)
Biological process (GO): fatty acid beta-oxidation
Cellular component (GO): mitochondrion
Molecular function (GO): enoyl-CoA hydratase activity
Source: RefSeq, a predicted model, not a curated record